GGGGUAUAGCGAAGACUGUGACAAACCACAUUUUUUUGUCACAAGGCUUACCCCCAUAUGGGGAACGAUUAGCCGGCAUCAAGGACGGCAAAGGGGAGCAACAGAAGAACUUCCCAAGUUAAGCAGACGACCCGUCCAGUACAGACCCGCAUGGAAUGCGCCUAGAAUGUCGUCACACACCCAUCGAACCAUUCCGCAACUAGCGGCUCAAACCGAGGACAUAGAUGCGGUCAACAGCCGCUCACUCCAGAACCUCCUCGACCAAGAGGUUAGCGCAUUUUAUUGCGUGCUCCGUUCCGUGGGCAGCGACCGCCGAGCGGGGGCUGGCGCAUGCAUCGGUUUCGAUCUGUCUAAAGCCUGUCCCGUACCCAUCAGGCAUGGGAACAACGGCAGAUGAGUCUCGGCUCCGGACACGGACGGGAACUCGAGGGUGGAGGUGCACCGAUCGGUCAGCGUUGGCGCGAAUCGCCCUUCGGCCCCUUGCGCGGCUAUCGAUGCACACCAGCAUCCCCAUGCUUACAGAGUUCCCGGAGACGCCGUCUUCUUCCAGUUCCCUCUGACUCGGACCGAAGCCGGUUGGACGAUCCGGGAUGCCUUGAAACCCUCCGCGGGGCACCACCCAGCUCGCACCGGCGGACCAAGAGCCCGACCUGAUACGGUUCCAAACAGUACCCGUGGAUGGACGGAACGGGCUUUAUCGCGGCAAUCGCGAAUUUAUGCAAGUACCACAGUCGUCAGGUGGCCUGCCAGUGCGCAGGAUGGAUGUUGUCAGAACGGCGCGCUUAGAAAACCUAGCGUUCAAUGCAUGGUGCGACUAAACCAGGCGGGAGUAGUGCAGUGGCGGUUCGGCCUCUGCCAGCCUGAAUUGCCCAGCCUCGCCCAGCUUUCUCUAUCGUCCGCUUUCCACGAGAUCAUUGGCCUCGACUUUCAAACCCGAUCAGCGUCUCAGAGCGGACGUACCACAGUCAUCGUUCAGUAUCCCAUCCAGACAGGAAACUUCAUCGCACCUGAAUUCCAGCGUUUCACCUCACAUAGCAAUAUCACUCUACCAUAUGCUGAUCCAGGCGUGGUUGAGGAUGCCACUGAGGGAGAGGCAGAUAGCAAUUACCCGGAGGAGAGCCAUUUCGAGGAUGCGUUGUAUGCGUGGCAGGCCGCUCAGAGAGAGGCGGAAAAUAGUCCUGUCGAUAAGGCCAGCUUCUUUCAGGGAGCUCCGUGGUAUUGAGGAUGAUUCAUUCGGCAAGCCGUGGCACAAUGGAGAGAUGAGGUUGGAGAUUUAGGUAAUAUGUAUUAGCAUAGAGCGCGCGCUGCAAAACCACCAAACAUCUUUCCCCCACAAAUCACCCCCUAGUCUCCGCUCAGUCGUCUGUCCUGACCACCAGCUGCGGGCAGUCGGGCGCGUCGGCGUCGACCCUCUCGAUGACGGCGGCGGUGCCGUAGGCGCAGACCUGGGAGAAGCCGCCGAGCUCGCCGGCGUCGAAGCGGAGGGCGAUGACGGCGUUGCCGCCGCGGCUCUGGCACUCGGCGACGACGCGCGAGAUGGCGUCGUUGCGGGACGAGUAGAGCAGGUUGGUGAACCACUUGAGCUCGCCGCCCACGAUGCUCUUGACCGCCAUGCCCAGGCCCGCGGCCCAGUUGCGCGACCGCACCGUGAGCCCGUAGACGGCGCCCAGCACCCGCACGACGCGGUAGCCGGGCACGUCGAACAUGGUGGUCG
Gaeumannomyces tritici R3-111a-1 is the source of this 1714-nucleotide messenger RNA. RefSeq lists its product as hypothetical. Lineage: Eukaryota; Fungi; Ascomycota; Sordariomycetes; Magnaporthales; Magnaporthaceae. The record is from RefSeq and is a predicted model, not a curated record. The transcript has a single exon. Bases 806 to 1222 code for a protein of 138 amino acids.